Molecule: messenger RNA, 2955 nt
Organism: Daphnia pulicaria
Lineage: Eukaryota; Metazoa; Arthropoda; Branchiopoda; Diplostraca; Daphniidae
Product: pinopsin-like
Exons: 8
Coding region: 70-1716 (548 amino acids)
Biological process (GO): G protein-coupled receptor signaling pathway
Cellular component (GO): photoreceptor outer segment; membrane
Molecular function (GO): G protein-coupled receptor activity
Source: RefSeq, a predicted model, not a curated record
CGAGAGCACUCACGGUAAUACGUUAGCUUCCCCGCGCUCGACCGGUUUCAAUCGCCUAUAGUCGAACUAAUGCACAACGGCCGGAUGAAGAUGGCUAUUCCUGCUACCAACACCAGCACCUCGACCAUCCCUGCAAACACUUCGGGGACCUUUCUCGUCGGAUUCAUCUUUGACUUUGUGAAAGAGAGUCAAAGUGACUUAAUGGAGAGCGAAUUGAUGACGAGCAACAAUGCCGCAUCGCUAAACAUUGUCAGUCGCAUCGACAUUGAUGCUGAGCAGACACACGCGGAAUUGGCCCAUUUGCUAAUGCCAAUUUGGGCCUACCAGUUGGCCGCCGGUUAUUUGAUCUUCAUCAGCGUCCUCGGUCUCUUGAUGAACAUUGUCGUCGUCCUCGUCAUCGUCAACGAUCCGCAGAAAAUGACGCCACUGAAUUGGAUGUUGCUCAACUUGGCCUGCUCCGACGGAUUGAUUGCCGGAUUCGGGACGCCCAUCUCGGCAGCUGCUGCUCUGCAAUAUGAUUGGCCCUUUAGCGAUGAAUUGUGCGUCGCCUACGCCAUGAUCAUGUCCACUACGGGAAUCGGAUCGAUUACGACAUUGACGGCACUGGCCUUGUGGCGAUGUCAACUGGUCGUGUACUGCCCAGCAAACCGGAACGGGGCCUUCAGUGGCGUCGGCGGUGGCAGCGCCAAACUGGGCCGGGUUCAGGCCGCCGUUUUGCUGACUCUCAUCUGGUCCUAUGCGCUGGCCGUCACUUGUCCGCCGCUGUUCGGAUGGGGAAGCUACGACCGAGAAGCAUCCCACAUCAGCUGCUCAGUCAACUGGGAGUCCAAGAUGGCCAACAACCGAUCCUACAUCCUCUACAUGUUCGCCUUCGGAUUGUUCGUCCCGUUGGUCGUCAUCAUUUGCUCUUACGUCAGCAUCCUGCGCGUCGUCAAACAGAAAAAAGGAAACGAUGCGGCCGAGAAGCGGGUGACGGUGAUGGUGGCCUGUAUGGUCGGCGCCUUUCUGGCCGCCUGGACUCCUUAUUCCAUUCUGGCCCUCUUCGAGACUUUCAUCGGAGCAGACGACAGCAAUUUCUUUUAUUAUUACGUCGGGGCUAUUUCGCCGGCAUUCGCCACCAUUCCGUCGCUUUUCGCUAAAUCAUCCGCCGUCCUCAAUCCGCUCAUCUACGGACUUCUCAACACUCAGUUCCGGUCGGCUUGGGAGAAAUUUACGACGCGGCUCCUUGGCCGCCGCUGCUGUCUUUACCAACAUUCCUCUAAUAAGAAUAAAUUCAGUAGGAAUUUCCUGAAUUGCGCUGAUGGCGGUCGUGGAUCUCCUUCUCUCAAGCAAUCGAUAACUGUUCACCUGUCGAUGAAAGAAAUUGACUCUAGCGAGUCGCAAUCGGCUUACGUCAUGGCCAACACGAUUGGGGGCCAGCCGGGCAUCACUUUGCUUCUUCAUAAAGAAAACCAGGACGUCAUGGAAAUGCGAGCCCAGCAUCAUAUUAAUUCGCCGUCGCUGACGUCAUCCUCUUGUUCGAUGGCCGAUCCGGAGACGUCCGUGUCCAUCCGGAUGAAAUCCCUCAAGAGUCCCAUUCGCCAUCCCAAUCAAGAAGAGCAUCAACUGGAACAUCACAAAUUGGUGGUGGUCCGUUUGGUCUCGGACUCGACCAGUUGUUCCUGCAUCAACGACGACCAUCUCCUUCCGCAAUCGACGGAAGAGUCGGCGUUCUAAUAAUCCACAACAAGAAAAAAAUUGUUCCAAAGAAAUUCAAACGAGAAAUCAACGAAAACGAUUCAUCUAGAAACUCGUCGCAUAAUUGACGAUGCUGCCGACAAAUUGAAAGAGAAAGAAUUCGCAAAGGAUUGUCGCAGUACCUCUCUCGGCGAAAUCGCUCCGUUUGAUGUGUCAUCCAAUCGCGGAUGCAUUUUUCUCUCUUCAAGAGAAAAGAGGAAUCAAUUUCCCCUUACUUGGCAUCUAAUCUCUUUUUUUUUUUUAUUCUCUGCUGUUGUGCAACAAUUAUACACACACAUACUACUGCAUCAGCUUCUAGCGGCGGCGGCAGCCAGCAGAAAAAUCUAAUCCUCCUUCUCUUUGGGAUGUAAUUCCAUCGCCGGAAUAAAGAUUUGAUAACAUUUUAUUUAUUUUUUCUGAUGCGGGGAAAAGGGAUGUAGAAUAAAAGAAGCAGAGUGGGAAGUUUUGCAUCAUGGAUAUGGGAUGAUAUCAUUCAGCAGACAAACCCUCGGAUAAACCUAUAUAUAAGAUAUUAAAGUUAUAUGUAUUUCUCGUGUUGCACGCCGGCCGCUGUUUACUUGAAUACUUUUCUGAAAUGAAAUUGUGACAUUCUCUCAUCAGUCAGAGUUAUAUUAUUAUUAUCAUUAUAUUGUUAUUAUAUGUGUGUGUUUUUACACCUUCCUGUACUAUUCUGCAUUAUUUGCGCAGGUGCGCGGCUAUAUUGUCUGGCGGGAAUAUCGAUCCACACAGCGGGAGGACAGACUACACCGCAUCUCAUUAAUUUGAUUCGACUAUAUUAUACACUCAUGUCGGUGAUGUCAUAUCCCGGUGUGUUGCGUCGCGUGUAUUUCCCCCCAAGUUGAAUGGAAAUCAUUAUUACGAAGUAGAUGUGGUUACAUCGGUGGGUGGGGGGAGGGAAUUGAUAAAAACUUAUUCCAGAAAAUGAUUUCAACGUAUUACUUAUUAUGAUGUUCUCCAAUUUUUCUCAGAACUCUGCCAAGUCUGCCUAGUGCCCUAUAUGAAAUCAUUGAUGCGCACAUUGUGAUGAGCAACCAUUCACGCUCUGCCGACUGCUGGUAUCUUUCGUGAUUACGCCGCGUUGUAUGUAUAUUAUAGGCUGGAUACAAUAGAUAUUUAGCCUCCAUUUGAUCGAUUGCGUACACUCUGACCCCCCACUCCGCAUGUGUGCACACAAUUGCCAGAUAGACGUGUCCAACAUGUGUAUAUAAAAAUACCCGA